Molecule: messenger RNA, 1002 nt
Organism: Cryptotermes secundus
Lineage: Eukaryota; Metazoa; Arthropoda; Insecta; Blattodea; Kalotermitidae
Product: acidic leucine-rich nuclear phosphoprotein 32-related protein 1-like
Exons: 1
Coding region: 1-1002 (333 amino acids)
Source: RefSeq, a predicted model, not a curated record
AUGACGGAAGAGCAGUGGAACAUCGUAAGGAAUGACUGCGACAGUAUCGUAAAAGAGAGGGAUUCCUUCACACCGGAAGUACAAGAUAUAGCUUCGGAUAGAGAAGCCACGGAGGGUGAGUUGGACGAUGAUGAGCAGCAGGAAGAUAAACUUAACAUUUUAGGAGAAGACUGCGACAUCAUCUCACAAGAGAGGGACUCCUUAACACAGGAAGUCCAAGAUACAGAAUCCGAUAUAAAGCCCACGGAGAAUGAAUUUGACGCUAAUGAAAUGACGGAAAAGCAAUGGAUCGUCAUAAGAGAUGACUGCGAAAAUAUCGUUAAAGAGCUAGAGUUCUUAAUACUAGAAGCCCAGCAGAUGGGAGAGGAUAGAGAGGACUCAGUGUGUGAGAUGGGCGAGGAUGAGCUGCAAGAAGAACAAUUUAAUAUUUUAGGAGAAGACUUCGACAGCAUAUCACAAGAGAGGGAUUCCUUCACACCGGAAGUACAAGAUAUAGCUUCGGAUAGAGAAGCCACGGAGGGUGAAUUGGACGAUGAUGAGCAGCAGGAAGAUAAAUUCAACAUUUUAGGAGAAGAUUGCGACAUCAUCUCACAAGAGAGGGACUCCUUCACACCAGAAGUACAAGACAUAGCACUGGAUAGAGAAUCCACGUUGUGUGAGUUGGAUGAUGAUGAGCAGCAGGAAGAUAAAUUUAACAUUUUAGGAGAAGACUGCGACAUCAUCUCACAAGAGAGGGACUCCUUAACACAGGAAUUCCAAGAUAUAGAAUCGGGUAGAAAGCCCACGGAGAAUGAAUAUGACGCUAAUGAAAUGACGGAAGAACAAUGGAACAUCAUAAGGGCUGACUGCGACAGUAUCGUAAAAGAACUGGAGUUUUUAAUACUCGAAGCCCAGCAGAUGGAGACGGAUAGAGAGGACUCAGAGUGUGAGAUGGACGAGGAUGGGGUGCAGGAAGACGAAAGACACAUUAUAGGGGAAGACUGCGGCAAUAUCAUAAAAUAG